CCCGCGACACUCGUUUCGGCAUCGAGACGUCUCGGUAAGGCUCGGUAAGCAUCGCAGGCCGAUCGAUAGCCGGUUCCGGGGAAGGUUGGGGGGAGGUAUGUCGUCAGUGUCGCCACACUCGUCAACGGAUCCGGCAGCUCGGCAGUACUAGCCUCCCACCGCUGAGCCAGGUCUCUGUUGAAAGUUCAAGGAACGAACGCGUCUACGGGCGCGGCUUGCGUCUCGAAGUGGCGUUUUACGUGGAACAAUGUCGUCCCUCGACUACUUGGAUUUGUGCAGAUUGUGUCUUAUGAAAGAUCGUGUGUCCGUACCGAUAUUCGAGGGUGAGGGUGACGUCAGGCAGAUUUUUUUAAAGAUUGCGGCUUGCCUGCCGGUCAAGGUUGCACGGGAAGACAAGUUACCUAAAAAGAUAUGCGACGAUUGCGUUUACAAAGUAGAAUUACUCUACCAAUUUUGGAACACGACGGCAAACGCAGAGAAGCAGCUACUCCAAUGGCUUGGCGAAGUUGGUUUGGAAGACAAACAAGGCUAUGUCACUGGAGUCCUAAAUCCGAGCACAAUGAAACAAGAAGAAAACAAUUCCAGCGGCUUGGGAGGCGCAGCCAUACAGGUGACUGGUGUACAGCCUGGCAUUGGCAUUGGAGUAAUAGACAAUAUGGGACUGGGCAUGCCUUUAAUUAUUCCCAGCUCAACCCAGCAGCAAUUAACUGCUGUACCAAUGGAUACGAGUACCGGGCCCAUCCAACCCAUCCAACCCAUUCAACAGGCUGUACCUGGUCCAAGUAGUCAACCUGGACACGAACAGAUCACUCAGUCCCAAACUAAUGCAACAACGCAUCAACAGGACGAGGAAGAGGACACAAGUGAAGAUGAAGAAAACUCUGACGAUGAUUGCGAUGGUGAUGAUGGUUUACCUGUCAAGGAAGAAAGCGAAGAAGAUCCUAAUAAUAGUAGAACGAUUGAACCUACGACGUUUGUAAAUGUAUCCUUGGCUUGCGACGAAGCUGGUCCGUCCGGUUUGCAGCAGCAAAAAAUCGUGGAAAUACCAGAAAUGGCCAUGCCCCAGACAACUGACGGUGAUCCCAAGUCUGGGGUCAACUCUUGGCGUGUUAAAUUCCGGCGGAAACUUCCAGAGGAAGAAUAUCCACUAAAGUUUGGAGUUAACUUUAAAACUGCUUGUGCGCUACAAAUUGCAAAUGGAUUGAGCAAGACUUUGGGGAAAAAAGUGAUAAUCAGUAAAUCACUUUUGUCACGGUUACAAACCAGACACCCUAAUACAGGUAACGUUCAAUUGGCCAAAGAAGACGAUCAAAGUAAUAACGCCUCCCAACACAAAUCUCACACAGAUAAAGAACCCCACAGUUCCGAAUUUGUAAAGGCAAGUUCGAGUGAACAUGCCUGUAUUCCGACAGAGGAAGCUAAUACAGAUGGAAGUCAUUUGGCCAAAGAAAAUGAUGGCAAUAAAAACACCACACAUCAGAAACUCAAUACAGAAUCCGUCGAGGCUAGACCAAAUAAACGUUCUUGUACCCCACCACAGGAAUCUAAUUUAGAUGGUGAUUACUUCGCCAAGAAAGAUUGUAAAGGUAAGAACAUCAGCCAACAGAAACUUGAUACAGAAACCAAAACUUCGCGCUCACUGUGUUCGGUGGCUAGUCUAAGAAAACGCUCUCGUACUAUGCCACAAAAAUCUAACGCAGAUGGCCGUCGGCUGGCUACGGAUGAAAGUAAGUGUCAGAAAGCUUCGAACCAGAAACUUAAUACGGAUUCCAAAUCUUCUGAUCCUCCAUUCAUCAUGGGUGCCAAAAGUUUACUCUUGCGUGCAUUGCAAAAAACACCCAAUGCUGAUGACAAGGACUUAAACAAAGAUAGUGAAUGGGAGAAUUUUAUCUCACAACACAGAUUUAAGCCAACUGAUGCGCUGCCUGAGCCAGACUUCAUUAUGGACAGUCAGAGUGAACUUAAAUGUAUAAUAUGUGACAGAGAGUUUAGGUGCAGAAUGGAACUCUCUAGGCACAUUAAAAGCCACAAUACUCGAAGACCUUUUAAAUGUGAACACUGUCCAAAAACCUUCAGAACUGCAUACGAUCAGCGUAAGCAUGCCAGUUGUCAUGACGAAAAUCUUUCGUACACUUGUGAUAUAUGCAAGGUUAAAUUUAAGUCGAAACAAGCAUUGAAGCAUCAUCGUAUAAGGAAACAUGACAACACUGAAUAUCAAUUCACUUGCGAUAAGUGCAGUAAACAGUUCAAAAUAAAGAGCGAUCUUUCAACUCAUUUGAAAUCUCUUCAUACCGAGGCACCUUCGUUGGUGUGCGAAAUUUGUGGUAAAUCAUGCAAAAAUGGAACGGCGAUGAGCUCUCACAGGCGAAAACAUCGGACGGACUUUCAAAAAUUUGAAUGUAAUAUUUGCAAGCGUAUAUACAAAUCUGAGCAUAAUCUAAGCAACCAUUUGCUGGUUCAUGAAAAAGGAAUCACUUGCAACGAAUGCGGCAUGGAAUUCAACUGCACGAAGAGGCUCAACUAUCACAUGUUCAACAAGCAUAGACAAUCGGCGCCUUGUAUAUGCUCCAUAUGUCAUAAACCAUUUAAGAGCAACGGCAGCUUACGCACGCAUAUCCUUACUCACACCGGAGAGAGACCGUACAAGUGUGAUUUAUGCGGAGAAGCCUUUACCCAAAGAUCCAGCAUGAUGCGACACAGGCGUAGUCAUCCUGGAAGGUUUUCGCCUCCCCCACCUAUUCACAUCACCGCAAUAGUUAAAGAUAUUGAAGAGAAGGAGAUCUCAAAAAAUUAGGAUACCAUCACAGAACAACUAAUCAUAAUGUUAAUACCAUGAUAAGCGUAGCUACACGUUGAGGACUAUUCUUUCUACUAUCGAAUUUGGUCAGAUUGUAUGACAUCACAUGUAUUAAAAGUGAGGUAAAAGAUUUUUAAGAGCUUUCACAUGCUUGAGGAAAAUUAACUGGUACAUGUAACAUUUACAUUAAACAAUAUUUAUGGUCGUACAACAAUGAAAAGAUAUGAAAAAUAUAUUCACGAUUGUUUUAAUUUGAGAAAUGUGAAAAUGAUAUAUGCCACGUGGUAAUAAGAGGCACUUCAAUAUAAUUUUGUGACACAGUUGAUAUUUUUAGAAUAAACUUCAUUAAUCGAAUAUGUCCACAAGUGUUGCUUCAUUGA
Messenger RNA from Diprion similis, 3177 nucleotides. Its product is annotated as zinc finger protein 37-like. The record is from RefSeq and is a predicted model, not a curated record. NCBI's taxonomy places the organism in Eukaryota, Metazoa, Arthropoda, Insecta, Hymenoptera, Diprionidae. Gene Ontology annotation, biological process: regulation of transcription by RNA polymerase II. Gene Ontology annotation, cellular component: chromosome; nucleus. The transcript has 5 exons. Gene Ontology annotation, molecular function: RNA polymerase II cis-regulatory region sequence-specific DNA binding; DNA-binding transcription factor activity, RNA polymerase II-specific; zinc ion binding. The coding region runs from base 248 to 2794 and encodes 848 amino acids.